Molecule: messenger RNA, 1122 nt
Organism: Amblyraja radiata (thorny skate)
Lineage: Eukaryota; Metazoa; Chordata; Chondrichthyes; Rajiformes; Rajidae
Product: vegetative cell wall protein gp1-like
Exons: 1
Source: RefSeq, a predicted model, not a curated record
GAACCCGAACCCGAACCCGAACCCGAACCCGAACCCGAACCCGAACCCGAACCCGAACCCGAACCCGAACCCGAACCCGAACCCGAACCCGAACCCGAACCCGAACCCGAACCCGAACCCGAACCCGAACCCGAACCCGAACCCGAACCCGAACCCGAACCCGAACCCGAACCCGAACCCGAACCCGAACCCGAACCCGAACCCGAACCCGAACCCGAACCCGAACCCGAACCCGAACCCGAACCCGAACCCGAACCCGAACCCGAACCCGAACCCGAACCCGAACCCGAACCCGAACCCGAACCCGAACCCGAACCCGAACCCGAACCCGAACCCGAACCCGAACCCGAACCCGAACCCGAACCCGAACCCGAACCCGAACCCGAACCCGAACCCGAACCCGAACCCGAACCCGAACCCGAACCCGAACCCGAACCCGAACCCGAACCCGAACCCGAACCCGAACCCGAACCCGAACCCGAACCCGAACCCGAACCCGAACCCGAACCCGAACCCGAACCCGAACCCGAACCCGAACCCGAACCCGAACCCGAACCCGAACCCGAACCCGAACCCGAACCCGAACCCGAACCCGAACCCGAACCCGAACCCGAACCCGAACCCGAACCCGAACCCGAACCCGAACCCGAACCCGAACCCGAACCCGAACCCGAACCCGAACCCGAACCCGAACCCGAACCCGAACCCGAACCCGAACCCGAACCCGAACCCGAACCCGAACCCGAACCCGAACCCGAACCCGAACCCGAACCCGAACCCGAACCCGAACCCGAACCCGAACCCGAACCCGAACCCGAACCCGAACCCGAACCCGAACCCGAACCCGAACCCGAACCCGAACCCGAACCCGAACCCGAACCCGAACCCGAACCCGAACCCGAACCCGAACCCGAACCCGAACCCGAACCCGAACCCGAACCCGAACCCGAACCCGAACCCGAACCCGAACCCGAACCCGAACCCGAACCCGAACCCGAACCCGAACCCGAACCCGAACCCGAACCCGAACCCGAACCCGAACCCGAACCCGAACCCGAACCCGAACCCGAACCCGAACCCGAACCCGAACCCGAACCCGAACCCGAACCCGAACCCGAACCC